Daldinia caldariorum is the source of this 831-nucleotide messenger RNA. RefSeq lists its product as uncharacterized. The record is from RefSeq and is a predicted model, not a curated record. NCBI's taxonomy places the organism in Eukaryota, Fungi, Ascomycota, Sordariomycetes, Xylariales, Hypoxylaceae. The coding region runs from base 87 to 566 and encodes 159 amino acids. The transcript is spliced from 2 exons.
CUGGUUAUAAAUACAUUAGGUACAGGUACAUAAUUUCAACAUCAUCAUCAUCAUCGUCAACAAAAACAACACCAACAGGUUCACAGAUGGCCCCGCGUCAAACCGUCCUCCCGCUCGCCUACCGGGCCUUCUUCCUCAUCAUCGAGCCCAUUUCCGCCCUCGUAGGCGCGUACUACGCGCACCUCCGGCAGGAUGAGUACCUGUCGAUGACCACGCACACCGCCGCACCGCCGGUCCCGCUCGGAACCUCCGUCGUCCUCUCGCAGCUCGCCAAUCUCUACCUCCUGUUCGCGCUCAACGAAGCUCUGGUGCUACGGUCUACGGGCGAUCUCCGGGUGUGGCGCACCGUGCUGUUCGUCCUGCUGGUCGCCGACUUCGGCCACCUCUAUUCUGUGAGCGGGUUGGGUUCCUGGGUCUACUGGGACGUGACGCGUUGGAAUCCUAUCGACUACGGGAACGUCCUGUUCGUUUAUCUGGGCGCUUCGAUGAGGAUCGCCUUUCUUACCGGAGUUGGGCUGGGGACGUCGUCAUCAUCCCCAGCUAACAAGACAAAAAAAGCGGCUUAAGGGGGGUAAGAGUUUCUCUCUCAUGGAAAUAUGAAGCGACAAAGUCGCUCACCCAUCUACGGCGAUCUUCAAAGUCGAUAUACGAUACAUCUGCAUGUGUUUAUGCUAUAAUCGACCAGCCAAAAGACGACCAAGGUGAUAUACCCUUUCUGCAAGUAAUGGCUCGGGUCCCUGUUUAGCGAGAAAAAGGAGUUCUCCUUCUAGCAUUACUCCGAAACUGGAGCAUUUUAUACCGCUAGGAGUACCGCUUCUAUGUCAAUUGUGG